Molecule: messenger RNA, 1999 nt
Organism: Daucus carota subsp. sativus
Lineage: Eukaryota; Viridiplantae; Streptophyta; Magnoliopsida; Apiales; Apiaceae
Exons: 2
Coding region: 141-1730 (529 amino acids)
Source: RefSeq, a predicted model, not a curated record
GAGUUUCUCCCUUUGAGCCACUGAUGAUGAUUAAGGCACCUCGGAGUUACAUCUUGUAUUUGCGUGUCCCCUUCUUAUUGUAGCCAGCCAGGAGUUUACAGAGAAGCAGUUUGAGAGAGCCCUUGCGUUCAUUUCCUCAAAUGAGUCAACAGAAUAUGGUAAUUGGAACACCAGUGCCCACAGAUCUCCCGGUAAAGCGGAAGCGUGGCCGUCCGCGCAAGGAUGAAAAUCUUGUCAAGAAAGAUAAUCCACUACUACAUGUAGCUCCUGCACCUGAUGUCAUUGACAAAACUCAGGAGACUCAACUUAAUCAGUGUAAAGAUGUUGAUGACAGCAUGGUUGGUACAGUAGUUUCUGGUGUUAUCGAUGCGUGUUUUGAGUCUGGAUAUCUUCUUUCUGUCAAGAUUGGCAAUAGCAGCACUCUUCUGCGUGGUGUUGUGUUUCAACCAGGGAAAGUUAGUCCGGUUACACCAAUCAAUGAUAUCGCUCCUAAUGCCAAGAUGUACAAACGACAAGAUAUACCUAUCCCGGUCGUCAACACACCAAGCCAGGCUAAUGGCUCUGUCUCUCGGUCAGUACAGGUUGAGAACCCUGUUCCGCUAGAGAAACUACCUGUUGCUCCUAACCAAGUGUUACCUCCUGUGAUGCAGUCAACUGUGCCAUUUGCAUUAGGGAACUCGUCUUCUGUUGUUUUUCCUCUCAACAAUAUGCCAAAGAACGUUGCUGGCGCUUCUUUGCCAGGAAACGCUACAACUAAUCAGAAUUCAGAUCUGCAAUUCGUUAAUGUAUCUUCGUCGGUUGCAGUGCCAUUUGACAUGUCAAAGACAGAUGCUGAGAUAUCCAUGUCAGGUGUGAGCGUUAUGCCUCAGCAGAUUUCAGAUCUUAAAUUUGAAAACCCUGCCUCGCGUAUAGUUCCUCUGCCCAACAUAGUAAAUGAUGUGUCAAACGUUUCACUGGAUGUUGAAAAAGUAGCAUUGCAGCAAACUCCAGUGUUUGGAUUUGAGAGUCAGUCUCCUCACUUGUUAAAGAAUCUUAAAAUGGUUGAACAGGAUGAAGUAAUGCAGGUUUUUGAAGCUCCCGCGUCUGAACCAAUGGACGGUAUCUUCCCUGGUAAUAAAACAAGUAACCAGUUGCCUCCUAUCCAAAAUCAGACUGUUGAAUCUGAAGUGGAGCUCCACCAGACUUCCUCCGGUGGUGAAUCACAAUUUUUACUUUCAGAACCACAAACAGACUCUGAACCAUGCCCAACUGAGCCAGUUCACAAUGAUUUAAACAACUCACAUAAUGAGAUCCAUCAGAAUAACGUUGUUACUGAUUCUCUAUCGAUGCCUAUGGAAUCUGAAUAUGUGGACUCCGGACUCAAGUCAAGUGAGCCCAUCCAAGACAAAGUAGCUGACUCAAAUCUCAAUCUCAAUGAAGCAACUGUAGUUGAACCUGAAUCUGAGACCACGGAACCAAAAAGUGUGCCCAUGGAUAUAGUAACAGAGACGCCAGUAUCACCAACCAAAAGUAAUCCUCAUUAUGAAAAGCAGGAGCCAACAGAAAAGGAUUUGACCAAGUACGAGGCGUCUCAUAAUGGCAAACAGGUAAGUGAUGUUGCUGAUACUACUGAAGCAGGUUCACACCCGACACCGAGGACAGAAGCAGCUCUUCCGGUUAAACCAGCUGAAGAAUCUGACAUGGAUUUCGCUCUUGGUGAUACCAUUCCACCUGCUCAAUCUCAAUGCUGAGGUGGCAAUGUUCCUGAACUGUCGCGGCCGUAGGCGAUUGACCAUACUAAAUAAAUGGAAUAAGGGCUUCAUGGUAGAGCUGACAAAUUCUAUUUUAUGACUACCAGGCUAAAUCGUAAGCUUUAGGAUUUCAUUUGCAUUUUCAAGAUUUGGUAUUCAAUUUUUUUUCUUUUUAAGUCUGGACGGUCUUGUAUGGAGAUAUUCCCCAUGUAAUUUUUCUAUAAUCAGAAACUUUGUUUCCUUGACCCUUUUAAGGUACUUUUUUGAUC